Molecule: messenger RNA, 852 nt
Organism: Talaromyces rugulosus
Lineage: Eukaryota; Fungi; Ascomycota; Eurotiomycetes; Eurotiales; Trichocomaceae
Exons: 1
Coding region: 1-852 (283 amino acids)
Source: RefSeq, a predicted model, not a curated record
AUGGCUUUCUCACCACCACAUACAACGCUUGAGGCGUACAUUGAUAUCCCAUUCAACAUAUGGCUCAGUAUAAUUCUCAUCAUCGCCUAUGGGUGUGCUAUUCGAAACCGUGGGCUGCUUUUGCUCAUAGUCCUUGGAUGCAGCACGACUAUCGUCGCAUUUGACAAAACGUCUACUGUUGGCGAAAUGACCAAAACCAUGUGUUUACUUCCGCUCGGUCUCGGCUCUGUCCUGGCAUUCCUCGUUGCGAGUCGAUCCUUUCAGACUAGAUUUCUAUCAGCCUUUACGACCUACGUUAAUUUCGCCGUGUAUGGCAACAUUGGCAUGAUGGUGGCCACCCCCGCAGACGGCACCCUUCGGGGAAUGUGUAGCAAGGUCGCUUGCGCUGCUCUCUUCAUUUGGAUCGUCCAACAAGGGCGCCGCGCUGGAUGGAGGACAAUUUUUCUUCACGACGAUUUGUUCGUUUUCACUUCUGUCAGCAAAUCUUGGAUCUUUGCACACGCGAUCUACAGAUUCGUUCUUUUAACAUUGCCGUGCUUUGGAUCUGGACGCCGACAUCGUCUUCUAGAGGUGUAUUCUCUCACUCUGACAUUCGCCCUGUCGUCGACUUCAAACCUUCCAUUCGAAUAUUGCUUUGGAAUGGCCGAUACAUUGGUCGUUCCGGCGGUUGCAGGAUGGUCGGCGAUUGCAACAACAUUCAAUCUAAUCCCACGCGAUGCGAUGAAAACCCCCAAUAACAUCGGAACUAGUGCAGAUGCAUGUCUGGGCGCUAUGUCACUGGCUGUUGCUAUGUUCGCUUGUUACAAGAUAGCUAGCGCGCCGCGUCGAGGGUCGCGAGUGGUAAAUAGGUAG